AUGGCGGCUUCUUUGGAGUCCUCUGGGGAGGAUCCGCUGCGGAACUUUGUGCGAGUUUUGGAGAAGCGAGAUGGCACGGUGUUAAGACUGCAGCAGUAUGGCUCCGGUGGCGUGGGCUGCGUUGUUUGGGACGCCGCCAUUGUCCUUUCUAAAUACCUGGAAACGCCCGGAUUUUCCGGCGAUGGGGCCCACGCGCUGAGCCGGCGGUCAGUGCUAGAGCUGGGCUCAGGCACCGGGGCUGUGGGGCUCAUGGCCGCUACCCUCGGGGCAGAUGUCAUAGUCACCGAUCUUGAGGAAUUGCAAGACUUGCUGAAGAUGAAUAUUAAUAUGAACAAGCAUCUUGUCACUGGUUCUGUUCAAGCCAAGGUACUGAAAUGGGGGGAAGAAUUAGAAGACUUUCCUUCUCCGCCAGACUAUAUACUGAUGGCUGACUGCAUAUACUACGAAGAGUCUUUGGAGCCACUGUUGAAAACCCUUAAAGAUCUCAGUGGGUCUGAGACUUGUAUUAUAUGUUGUUAUGAACAGCGAACAAUGGGAAAAAAUCCAGAAAUCGAGAAAAAGUAUUUUGAGCUCCUUCAACUAGACUUUGACUUUGAAAAAAUUCCUUUGGAAAAACAUGAUGAAGAAUAUCGAAGUGAAGAUAUUCACAUUUUAUACAUCAGAAAGAAAAAAUCGAAAUUCCCAUCGUGAAAUCUUUAGUCAUCUUACCCAAGCCUCUAACAACAUGGGUAGCCUAGAAAACUGACCAUUAUCCUUCAACAAAAAGAAUGGCAUUGUUUGCUGUCCUUCC
Messenger RNA from Budorcas taxicolor (takin), 790 nucleotides. RefSeq names its product valosin containing protein lysine methyltransferase (gene VCPKMT). The transcript is spliced from 7 exons. The coding region runs from base 1 to 690 and encodes 229 amino acids. Gene Ontology annotation, molecular function: protein-lysine N-methyltransferase activity. NCBI's taxonomy places the organism in Eukaryota, Metazoa, Chordata, Mammalia, Artiodactyla, Bovidae. Gene Ontology annotation, cellular component: cytosol; cytoplasm. The record is from RefSeq and is a predicted model, not a curated record. Gene Ontology annotation, biological process: peptidyl-lysine methylation.